Molecule: messenger RNA, 3496 nt
Organism: Oryzias latipes (Japanese medaka)
Lineage: Eukaryota; Metazoa; Chordata; Actinopteri; Beloniformes; Adrianichthyidae
Gene: armh4
Product: armadillo like helical domain containing 4
Source: RefSeq, a predicted model, not a curated record
UGAGCAGAGUGUUUUUAGAAAGGGGGCAUAACCCUCCCAUGUUUUUAAAAACCUCCUAUAAAUGUCGCUGCACUUGAAGUCUUCACAAGUUAUCAAGCAGGAACUGUGCCAGUUAAUUAGUGCUGAAAUGGCUUUCUAUAGAAUCCCUCACCUCCUGCUGCUGUGAAGAGCUGAGGAGGUGGGGGAGCACGUGGCUCAGAGCAGCACAGAGAGGAGGAAGCACGCGGCGGCUCACAAUUGGACUCCCUGCAGCUCAUCUGGACAUGAAAAACUGAACUCGGAAAGGUAAAUGUUUGACGUUCAGCUACGGUGACUUUUAUUGUUGGCAGAUUCCCGCUCAGGACAGAGUGGGCUGUUGAUGUGACCACCAGCCCGUGAAGAUUACCAGCGUGCUGUCAGCAGGUGCUGGAAAAACACUGAUGUCGGGGAAGCUCCAGCUCCUCCUUCUGUGUGGGAGCUGCUUAUGUCUCCGUGGAGCUCCCAACCAGCUUGUGACUCUAACUGACACCACACAUGGAGCAUCUGCAAAUGCAGGACGAGUUUCUAGCCUUCCAACGUAUGUAGGUUCAGGAGGGGAGACUGCACUGCAUGGGGAUCAGCUGAUGGAGACAGAAAACUGGGACACUUUGGGCACGCUGGAGCCGGAGAAAGAUGUCCGUGAUGCCCAGAGUCAAAGAAACAGUCAAAGAAACAAGAUGGAGACUGGAAAUAUAGCGAGAGAAAAGGAAGCAGUGGGGAUCGAUGGUCUUCCUCCAGAACCGCUGGGAACUCCUGAAGUAGCAACGAGAAGAUUAUUGACGUUAGCAUCACCACAACUGGAAAGGCAAAAGAGAAAACAAAGUACAACACAGGGUUUCAUUCAGAGUGAAAACCAAGAAACAAGCUCGCCAUCUUCCACGGACAGCGCUCAAUUCUGGACCCAGAAACAGACCUCCUUCAGUGCCAGCCAGGCAGCCAUGUCUGACGCCCCUCAGGCAGUCACACAUCUCCCAGGAUGUGACGGAGCAGCAGAUCCACUUUCAGACGAGGUCGGACCUGACCUGAUGUGCAGACAGGAAAGGCGAGGGGCCGGGACAGCAGCACCUGCUGCUGCUUCAGAAAAAGAAGACUUUCUGCCUCAAGAUGGAUCCACUGAGGCUAGAUCAUCACCUGUGGCUCCUCCCAUCAACUCUUUCAAAGUCCAGAGACUGGCAGCAGCCCAAAGAAUCCAUGGGAUGGGUUUUCGUCAACCUCCAGAUGCCAUGGCAACCACUGGGCUGCUUCUUUCUAAAGUGAACCUGGACCGUCUUGUCACAGGACAGACUGACAGUGACAAAUCUCCACAAGGGCGUUCUAGCCUCCUACCAGACCAGAUACCCCCCAGGCAGACGUCUGUUGAGGAUCCGGAACCAGUGAGCUCUUCAAGUCCAUAUUUACUACACGUUAAUGUCAAGCUGGAGCAUCAGCAUGAGACAGAGGAGCAGGAUGAAGACGAGAACUCUGAAGAAUCAGAGGAAGAGGACAGCGAAGAAGACCUGACAGAAAGGUUUACAGAGUCAGCGUAUGGUCACAUUCCUCCACCGCCGCUGUGGGUUCAAGGCAACCAGGGGCUGAUGCGUAGCUGGCUGGAGCUCAUCAAAGAAAAGGCCGGCCAUGUGUCUGGGAUGUUGGUUCCUGUUGGGAUCGGGAUCACUGGAGCCCUGAUGAUCGCUGGCGUUCUCUACAGCAUAAGCAUGGUUUAUCGUAGGAGGAGGGACAACUUUAAAGAGCUGAGGAGAAUAGUCAGACAGCCAGAGCACCUACACGAGGACGGCUCCAGUGUCCAGGACCAGGCCAUGCUGCUGGUCAACAGCUCAGAAGACGAGUUCUAAUGUUUGCUGGGACUCACCUGAUAAUCAGGUGUGACAGAGUCUGAGCAGCUUUUCAUCUUGUUUGGACCAAACCAAGUUCCUGUUUCUGAUGUUGGCAGGUUUAGCUUCGCAAGACAGACAAAGGGAGAAUAAAAGUGCCGGAAAAAAUGAAACUACAGGGUGAUUUGAAGGUUUGCUGUCCCGACUAUAGAAAAACAAUUACAAAAAUGGAUAAUAGAUGCAAUCACAUUCUAAAUUUGGCUCAAAGUGUAGUUGAGGCCAAAAAAACAUGAUGAAAUUAUGGCUAGAGGAGGAGCAAUAUGUCCAAGUAUCAGACCCAAUGGUCUUUGUUGGAGAUAAUCAGCAGAAAAACGUGUUCAUAUAAAAAGAGCUUGCUAGGUUAGCUUUUUAUUUAGUAAACUAAAAAUGCUAAAGUUUUGUUGAUUGAUAUAAAAUGAGCACACUUUAAAUAUUUCCCAUUCUCUGAGUCGUAUUUUUAAAGUUUUCAACAUAAAAAGAACAAAUGUCUUUACGCAAAACCAUAGAACGUAGCUGAUUUCUUUAGAUAUUAGAAUUAAUAUUCAUGUUCAAAACUAAACUGAAAAUAAUAAUUAUAUUGAGGAUUAGGUUUUAUCAAACUGUUUUAUGGUAAUUUGGUCUUUUUUUCUGACCAUUAACUUCUCGAUUUUACUGUUAUAUGCUUUUUCAGUAUAAUAAGUGCUUUCAACUUGUUAAAAGUCUAUGAAGUUUUUAUACACAAAAUACACUUUAAAAUGCUUAACAAGCAUAACUAGCAAUAAAUUCAACAUUGUACAGUAGUUUGGACAUGCUGAAAACACUUACUGCUAGUUAAGCAUCUAACGAAGCAGGGUUAGCUGCAAACAAGCAGGGUGGUGGCCCACAAGGAACAGUUUGACACUUUUGUUUUUUAAAAGUUGCUUUAUCUUGUCAUUAACAGCUGAUUCUAGUUCUUACUUUGACUUUUUAAUAAGACAAAAACCCACAUUAAGCAGCAAAUGUGCCAAUACUACAAAAUCUCCCUAAUACCGAGAUGAGACAGCCAUGUGUUUGGUUUUAUCCUGAUGACUCUCAGAUGUGCCUUAAAGGAAGCAAUUUAUUUUAGGUUCUUUAAUGAUUUCAAAGUUUAUUUGGCCUUUUGACCCAUUAAUACUGGAGCUAUAGUUGAGUGAUGACAGGAAAUAAACAUAUGUAACUCUUCAACCUUUCACACAAUUAUCGUAAUACCAGUAGAUUCUGAAGCUGAGAAAAGCAGCCUAGCACUAUUCUAUCAGUGCAAAGAAUUAGCUUAUUGUCAGAAUUUGUUGGAAUUACAUGGAUUGCAUAAACAUGUUACCACUAUAAAGUGUUGCAUAUCACUACAAAACUGUUUUUCUCAUCUUCAGAAUCUAUUGGAAUUACAUUAAUUGUGUAAACAGUCGAUGAGUUAAGGUAAUUCAAAGAACAUCAACACCAGAGCUCCAAUGCUAAAGGGUUAAGUGUUAAAACUGAAUUAAAGUAAAAAAGAUUAUUGGGUUUUUUUUAACCUAAGAGUAUAAACCUUCCCGUGUCUCUCAUGUGGACCUUGGUCAGCAAUAACCUGAUUUUCUGCUGCAUGAACAAAUUCAGGAUGUUGUGAAGAAUCUUUUUUUUUUUUUACCAAAGUUAAA